AAAGAUAGUCAGCUACCCAAGAGCAAAGCCCGUUAUUGCUUAUUGGAAUAUGGGCCCCGUUUAUGCUCAGAAGUUCACAUAUUGUUGUGAUUUUGAUGAGUCCGCCCUGGUGAACAGAAAAAAGUUUAAAUUCUCGGGUGACAAUGAACUAGACGAAUACGAGAAGAAUAAACAAGAAAGAUUAAGAUUGACUGAAAAGAGAGACGAGAAAGAGGCAGCAGAGAGGGAGAAACGUCGUCUGGAACGUCUGGAACGGGAGACGCUGGAAAAGGAGACAGUAGCCCUCGAGCAGAGAGAAUGGGAAAGACUGGAACAGCAACGUUUAGAUAAGCUCCGGGUGACUAGGGACGAAAAAGCGAGGUUAAGGAUGGAGAAACUGAGGAGGCAACAGGAAGAACAGGAGAGAGAAAAUAUCAGAAGACAUGCUGAGCGAGAAGCAGCUGCUAGGCAGCGCGAGGAGCAGGAACUUGCAGAGACGUUACGGUUACAAAGGGAGAGGGAGGAGCGAGAGAGGCUGGCUAGGGAGAAUAAGGGGAACAAUGAGAGAGAGCGAAAAGAAAAGGAGGCUCAAAGAGAGGCAGAGAAACAGGCAAGAAUAAAAGAAAAGAAAGAAAAGGAGGAGCAAAAGGAGAGGGAGAGAAGAGAAAGAGAGGAGACAGAAAGACUGAGGAGAGAACAACAAGAGGAAGAAAGGUUGAAGAAGGAGAAAGAAGAAGCGGAUCGUAGAGCAGUAGAAAACGCAGAGAGAUUAUCUCGAGAAGAGGCAGAAAGACUGGCUAAAAUAGAAGCCAAGAAAGAAAAGGAGGAACAGGAGGAGAGGGAGAGAAGAGAAGGAGAGGAGACAGAAAGACUGGAAAGGGAGAAAGAGGAGAGGGAGAGAAAAAGACAAGAGAUGGAGAGAUUGAAGAAGGAAAAAGAGGAUGAGAGGGAGAGGAAACAAGAGCUUGCAGAAAGGGAUCGAUUAAAGAACGAGAAAGAAGAAGCAGAGCGCAGAGCAAAAGAAAACGCAGAGAGGUUAGCUAAAGAAGGUACAGAAAGGUUAGCUAGAGAGGAUGAGGAAAAGAGGAUGAGGUCUGAAGAGGAGACAGAAGAAAUAGAGAGACUGGCUAUAGAAAAGGCUGAAGCAGACCGUAUUGCAGCAGAACAAGCCGAACGGUACAGGAUUGAGGCGGAACUCAGGGCUAAAGAUGAGGCUGAAAGGCUUGCGAAGGAGAACGCAGAAAGAGAACUAGAAGCGAGAGAAAAAACUGAAAGGGAAGCUAGGGAGACGAAAGAGAAAGCUGAACGAGAAGCGAGGGAUAAUGCUAAACGAGAAGCUAGUGAAAAGGCAGAAAUAGAAGCAAAAGAAAAAGCAGAAAGAGAAGCACGAGAAAAGACAGAAGGUGAAGCUAGAGAACAAGCUGAGAGUGAUGCAAAGGAGAAGGAAGCACUGGUACGUCUUGAGAAAGCUAAAAAAGAAAGCGAUAGUAAUAGAAUUGAGGCAGAAUAUAAGGCUAAUAAGGAAGCUGAAAUGCUUGCUCAGGAGAACACAGAAAGUAAAGCGAAAGAGAAGGAUGAAAGAGAAGCGAAAGAGAAAGCUGAAAGAGAAGCAAAAGAGAAAGCUGAAAGAGAAGCGGAUAAUAAAGCUGAAAGAGAAGCUAAAAUAGCGAAAGAGAAUGCUGAAAGAGAAGCAAGAGAAAAAGCUGAAAGAGAAGCCAAGGAGGCGGGAGAGAAGGCAGAAAGAGAAGCGAAAGAGGAAGCUGAAAGAAAAGCGAGAGAAAAAGCUGAGAGAGAAGCUAAGGAGGUGAAAGAGAAAGCUGAAAGAGAAACUAAAGAGAAAGCUGAAAGAGAAGCAAGAGAAAAGGCUGAAAGGGAAGCUAAGGUAGCGAAAGAUAAUGCUGAAAGAGAAGCAAGAAAAAAGGCUGAAAAAGAAUCUAAGAUAGCGAAAGAUAAUGCUGAAAGAGAAGCAAGAAAAAAGGCUGAAAGAGAAAACAAGGAGGCGAACGAGAAGGCAGAAAGAGAAUCGAAAGAGAAGGUUGAAAGAGAAGCACGAGAAAAGGCUGAAAGGGAAGCUAAGGUAGCGAAAGAGAAUGCUGGAAGAGAUGCGAAAAGGAAGUUUGAAAGAGAAGCAAGAGAAAAGGCUGAAAGAGAAGCUAAGGAGGCGAAAGAAAAUGCUCGAAGAGAAGCGAAAGAGAAGGCAGAAAGAGAAACGAAAGAAAAAGCAGAAAAAGAAGCACUAGUGAAGGCAGAACGUGAGGCAAAGCGGAGAGAAUCACUGGAACGAGAAAGAGCAGAACGAGAAAGAAAGAUGAGGGAACGUCUGGAGAAAGCAGAAAAACGGGAAGAGGAGGAGAAGCAGAAGGAAAUAAAUAUCGGUAAGGUGAAAUGGGGCUUGCCAGAGAAAGAUAGAGAAUAUGGCACGGCGGGGAAGUUGGAAAUCCCUGAAUUUGGUGAGUCAGAACACGAGAGUCAACAGAGAAAUGUGGGCAAAUUAAAAGUUCCCGCCAAUUUAGAGAAGAAAAAACCACCACCUUUCAAGAGAACACUUUCUCAGGUAGGAAAAUUAAAAAUCCCCAACUUAGAGAAAGGUCUAGAAGAUAGACCUAAAGUAAAACCCCAGUUCAAAAGAAGGCUGUCACAAGUGGGCACGUUUGAUGUGGAGGCCAACAACGCAGUCGCACAAGCGCCUCUUACCAGACGUUUGUCCUGGAAGAAAAAGGAGAUAUAAGGAGUGAGACUCUACCAGCUACCUAUAUUUACUAGACACUUCUGUACCCCGCCUCCCUCUCUUCAGACCU
Molecule: messenger RNA, 2777 nt
Organism: Bolinopsis microptera
Lineage: Eukaryota; Metazoa; Ctenophora; Tentaculata; Lobata; Bolinopsidae
Product: axoneme-associated protein mst101(2)-like
Source: RefSeq, a predicted model, not a curated record